UCGGAGUUGUCCCUGAUGACAUGUGUAUGUCAAAUUGUAAGUCCCGCACAUUUGCCAUCCCGGUGUAGGUUUUUACUCGUAGCCAUGUCGUUAAGAAUAUAUAUCUCGGCCCACGUCUUCUCGACUGGCUCUUAGUGGUUAAGUUCCUUCUUUCUUUCACGUGUUUAUGUUAGCUCGAUUUAGCAUGCCACGAAGCUUGGACGUUAAACUUCAGCGUUAGGUUGGGUAACUAAACGUCACCAGCUGAAAUGUGUAAGAGUGAAGCGUCCCGCGAAGAGAGGUUUCCAGGUUAUUUGUGAAACAUGAGUGGCUCAAAGCCAGACAUCCUCUGGUCUCCCCACCACCCGGACCGCUAUGUCAUUUGUGACUCUGAGCUGGGACUGUACCGAAUUGGACCCGUGGGUAGUGCGGAAACCAAGGCUGGUACUCUCCCACUGUCUGAAGAAACUGCUGCUACUCUACUCGCCAUUAACUCCGACACCCCUUACAUGAAAUGUGUGGCCUGGUAUCCAAAACACGAGCCCGAGUGUUUGCUAGCCGUGGGCCAAGCUAACGGCAGAGUCGUGCUCACUAGCUUGGGCCAGAGCCACAAUUCUAAAUGUAAAGAACUCAUGGGGAAGGAGUUUGUGCCCAAGCACGCCCGCCAAUGCAACACUUUAGCCUGGAACCCCGUGGACAGCAAUUGGCUUGCUGCGGGGCUGGACAAACACAGAGCGGACUUCUCUGUGCUCAUUUGGGACAUCAGCAGCAAGUUUUCUCCAGAGGCAAGUGUGACAGCUGAAAAGAUCCGCCUUUCAUCUGUGGAUUUGGACUCAGGCAUGGUGGUAACUAAACCACUUUAUGAAUUAGGGCAGAAUGAUGCCUGCCUUUCCCUCUGCUGGCUACCUCGAGACCAAAAGCUGCUGCUGGCAGGUAUGCACCGUAAUCUAGCCAUAUUUGAUCUGAGGAACACCAGCCAGAAGACAUUUGUCAAUACUAAGGCCAUCCAGGGGGUGACAGUUGACCCACACUUCCAUGACCGUGUAGCAUCCUUCUUUGAGGGACAGGUAGCCAUCUGGGAUCUUAGGAAGUUUGAGAAGCCUGUGCUGACGCUGACUGAGCAGCCCAAGCCACUUACUAAGGUGGCCUGGUGUCCCACUCGCACCGGCCUGCUGGCAACAUUGACGCGUGACAGCAACAUCAUCCGUCUUUAUGAUAUGCAGCAUACACCAACGCCCAUCGGCGAUGAGACAGAACCCACCAUCAUUGAGCGGAGCGUUCAGCCUUGUGAAAGCCAGAUUGGCAGUUUUGCCUGGCAUCCAUCCUCUCAAAAUCGCAUGGUGGUGGUGUCCACUGCCAACCGGGUCAUGACCGACUUCACCGUGUUUGAGCGCAUCUCGCUGGCCUGGAGCUCUACCACCACACUCAUGUGGGCUUGUGGGCGGCAUCUGUACAACUGCGCCGAGGAUGUGGCUGAGGGGGCAGAGAGCAUGAUCGAAAGAGACAUAGCCACCAAGAUGAGAAAGAGGGCCCUUUCCAGGUAUGGCCAUGAUACCGAACAAGUGUGGAGGAACCACCUGCUUGCAGGAGGGGAUGACUCUCAACUCAAAUCCUUGUGGUAUGACCUAUAUUAUAUGAAGCAGUGCACAGAUGAUAUGGAUUUGAAACUGCAGGGGAAUAAACACUCUGUGGUCUACUCUGGUAUCAAGAACAUUAUCAAAACCAGCUCAGGCACAACGGAGAGCCAUAGGUGCUGGAGUGGCUCUGACCGGCAGACGGAUGCACCACGAUACCACAGUGAGGAGCGCAAUCUGGCCCUGAGGCUGUGCGGCUGGAUAAGUCGGGAGCCCGACAUCGAUGUGGAGCCCUUCCUGCGCUCCCUGGAGCAGGAGGGUGAGUGGGAGCGAGCUGCCGCAGUGGCUCUCUUCAACCUGGACAUCCGCCGGGCUAUCCUGAUCCUCAACAAAGGAGCCACUGCUGAAAAGGGUGACCUGAACCUGAAUGUGGUGGCCAUGGCUCUGUCAGGGUACACUGAGGAGAAGAGCUCCCUAUGGAGGGAGAUGUGCAGCUCCCUGAGGCUGCAGCUGAAAAACCCUUACCUCUGUGUCAUGUUCGCCUUCCUUACCAGUGAGCCCGGGGCCUAUGAUGGAGUGCUGUAUGAGAGCAGUGUUGCCGUGCGGGACCGAGUGGCCUUUGCUUGUAUGUUCCUCAAUGAUGCACAGCUGCCCCGCUACAUUGAGAAGCUGACCAGUGAGAUGAAGGAAGCAGGCAACCUGGAAGGCAUCCUGCUGACGGGGCUAACUAAAGAUGGUGUGGAUCUGAUGGAGAACUAUGUCGACCGUACUGCAGAUGUCCAGACUGCCAGUUUCUGCAUGCUCAAGGGUUCCCCAGGUGAGGUGGUGAAGGACCCACGUGUUCAAUGCUGGAUUGAAAAUUACCGGAACUUGCUAGAUGCGUGGAGGUUCUGGCACAAACGGGCCGAAUUUGACAUCCAUAGGGGAAAGUUGGACCCCAGUUCAAAACCCCUGGCCCAGGUGUUUGUCAGCUGCAACUUCUGCGGGAAGUCCAUCUCCUACAGCUCCUCAGCCAUGCCCCAUCAGGGCCGUGGUUUCAGCCAGUAUGGCGUCAGUGGCUCACCCACCAAGUCAAAAGUGACAAGCUGCCCUGGCUGCAGGAAACCCCUUCCGCGCUGUGCCCUCUGCCUUAUGAACAUGGGCACGCCUGUUUCCAACUCCCCAGGCACAGGAAAGUCAGAUGAGAAAGUGGACCUGACAAGAGAGAACAAGCUGGCCCAGUUCAGCAACUGGUUCACCUGGUGUCAUAACUGCCGACAUGGUGGUCACGCUAGCCACAUGCUUAGUUGGUUCAGAGACCAUACAGAGUGUCCAGUGUCGGCCUGUACUUGUAAAUGCAUGCAACUGGACACUACGGGGAACCUGGUGCCUUCAGACAGCAGUUAAAGAUGGAGGAUCCCAUCUGAACCCCUAACUAAAACACCAGCCUUCAAGCUGCCCAGUAGGAGCUCUCUACUGCACCUGCUGCAUCAAGAGCUGGGUCAGGCGCAAAGGGUGCUGGUAGCACACUCAGCUCUGCCUGAAUAGCACGAAUUACUGUUGCCAGGUGUGAAUGUAACACUGUAACAUGGCAAUUUGAUGACAAGAAGGGAGGCAGUGUGUGUUAAUGAUGUAACUAAUUUAAUGAAGGAAAGGGAUCAAAUGCAGCUCAGUACCCUACUUGUGACAAUUGGAGAUCCCAAUCAGGAGAAUGAGAGGAUGCACUGUGAUCAGCCUCUUAUAUUACCUCAAUCAGUAUGAUGGUUUUUAUUGUGAUUUAUUAAAAAAAUAAAAAAAUAGAAUAAAAUGUAUACUCACAUCAGGUGUAUGAUGUGAUCAGAGGUGCCAUACAUUUGUGUUUUCCUUCAAAGCAUUAAUUUCCUUGUGGUUUUUAAUAUCUUUGUUUGGGUUACAGAGGAAAAUUCAGAUACCUCAUAAGAGUGUUGUUCUGGGAAGAGUGCUAAUGACCCUCCCUUCCCUCUGGGAGAGGCACAUAUGUACAAUAAA
This is a messenger RNA of Lampris incognitus (smalleye Pacific opah), 3539 nucleotides long. RefSeq names its product missing oocyte, meiosis regulator, homolog (Drosophila) (gene mios). Gene Ontology annotation, biological process: positive regulation of TORC1 signaling; cellular response to amino acid starvation. Lineage: Eukaryota; Metazoa; Chordata; Actinopteri; Lampriformes; Lampridae. The transcript is spliced from 12 exons. Gene Ontology annotation, cellular component: cytoplasm. Gene Ontology annotation, molecular function: protein binding. The record is from RefSeq and is a predicted model, not a curated record. Bases 303 to 2939 code for a protein of 878 amino acids.